AUGGUAUCGGAGGAAUUUCAAACGCAUGUGAUUAUCAAGUCGUUACAGCAGUUGGGCUAUCAAGAGUUGGCUAACGAUUUGCUCGUCCAGUAUCGAACCAGGAUCCAAAGUCAACAAUCGCAGGAAAUCCCAUCGCUCUUGAACUGGUUUCUUCAAACCUUGAGAACACACAAGUAUCAAGCGAUUGACGACUACUUGCUUCAGGCACUCGAGGGCACCAACAAUGAUCUCGCCGAGUUUGUUGAAUUGACAAACUACCAAGGGCAGGACUACCACUCCCUUGUCUAUGCCAUCUUAUACAUGAUACGGAGGAUCAAUUUUUUUAAAAAUAGAGACAAACUAGACGAGUUGCAAUAUAUUUCAGACAAGUUGCUACCAUUGCUUGAGAGCUUCAAAGCUGCAGAAUUGAAGGACUUGUUCGAGGCAACGAUAUUGCUGAGACUCGAAUUUGAGCAAGAGUCCAAAAUAUUCCUCAACAAAGACAUUUCUACUCAACGCUAUUUUUUCGACUUGCCCAAUGUCGACGACGACUUGAACCUGGUCCAGGAUGCGAUAUUCCAAAAGCUAUUCAUAUUGUCGCCCGUGGUGUUCAACUCCGUCAGAAAUGUCCCCUUGUUGACGACCUUGGUUGAGCAAGCGGUCAAGUACAGACAAUCUCAAUCUCCGCUAUAUCUUCCUCCACGAAGCAAGCAUGACCGCAAAAAGGUCACCGAUCCAUUGGCAAUCAACAGCUUUAACGUCACCAAGUUGAUGCGCACGCUUACCCACCACUCGGACGAAGUUUGGUUCUUGAAAUUUUCCCCGCUGGGGAAAUAUCUCGUGACGGGCUCGUUGGACGGCAGAAUGGUUUUGUACGACGUGCAAGAAAGUUUCAAGUUGAUCAAAAUCCUCGAACCAACCAAUGCCGCCGAUGAUGCUGCCUUUUGCUCGUUUUCAUCAAAGCCCACCAGUGGCAAGACAAAAGCAGUGAUAUACUGCUGCUGGGACCAAAACGAGCAGUAUAUCGUGAGCUGCUGCCUAGAUACCGUGGUUCGAAUCUGGGCCAUUGGAGAUAUCCAUAGAAAGCGAAUAACCCGCAGUGAAGUCCACACUGCUCACGAAAUUAGAUUGAUGACCUGCUUCUCAUUGGGAUCCGAUAUCAAGACAUGGUCUUGUGAGUUUUUGCCGCAAACAAAGGAAGAUGCCGCGAGCUCAUUAACGACCCCGUAUUUCCUCAUUGGUUCUCCCGACAAGGUUUUAAAAGUGUUUGAUUGCCAUGGCGCCGAGAUAUUCGACUUUUACGCCAAUUUGGAAGAAGAAUCUGAUCGCGAUGACUUUAAUUUCUUUCAAAUGAAAACCAACUCCCGUCAUGCCCACGUGCUAGACUUGGCUCCGCAUCAAGAGCACCAUUUGCUUCCUGGCCCGGUUCCUGGUGCCGGUCCUGUUCCUGUUCCUGCUCAUGCUCCGACUCCUGCUCCUGGCCCUGCUCCUGGCCCUGCCCUCAGAGGCGGCGACGAUGUUUCCAUGAAAGAUGCUGAUGAAGGAACUUCGCGCCUUGCUUCAAACGGUGCCGAGAACAAUAAUGAAAACCCAUUUUAUCGCAUCAACGAUCUUGCAGUGACGCCAGACGGCCGAAUCUUAAUCACGGCAAACAACGACCAACAGCUCCAUUUUUUCAGCAUCCCCGAAGUAUUUGACGAAAGUUCAACGAGCAAGAAACUCGCCGCAAUCAACUUGAAAGGAAGGCUCACCUCGUGCUCGGUCUCUUCCAACGGCAAGUACGUCUUGAUAAGCUCAGCACCAGAUGAAUUGCAAGUUUGGGACAUUUCGCCCUUGUACAAUUCGAAACCGCCUAUUCUUUACCGCAGGUAUAUAGGCCACAGUCAGAGCACAUACAUCAUAAGGUCUUCGUUUGGCUAUCUAAACGAAGAAACGGGAGAAGAAGAGCUUGUUUUGAGCGGGAGCGACGACGGACAUGUAUAUUUCUGGAAGUUCCACACGGGACAAUUAAUCACUCGUAUCAAGGCUCACGUCGACUUGUGCAACGCAGUCGACUGGAACUUGAAGGGAGCAAUCACCAAAUCGACAGACUACGGCAAGAUCUGGGGAAGUGUGGGAGACGACAAGUUGGUUAAAAUCUGGGGAGCUUAA
Molecule: messenger RNA, 2130 nt
Organism: Lodderomyces beijingensis
Lineage: Eukaryota; Fungi; Ascomycota; Pichiomycetes; Serinales; Debaryomycetaceae
Source: the annotation of a GenBank genome assembly